CUCGACUUGCAGACGCCCCUCAGAUAAGAUCACACUUACUGAGAACCAGUAGUUGAAAUUCUGCGGCGGGUACUGAAGCGCCUAGCGCUGCAUUGCCAGCCACGUUGGCACACUUCAAACACAGAUACAAAAUUCAAUAUGGAUAACAAGAUGGUGACAUUAAGCGCUCUAAUGGUGAUCUUCCUCGUGGCCCAGUCAACAGCUUUUAUCCUGGAUAAUGAGAAACUGGUGGAAUUCAACCGCACCAAGAACUGGGACAUCCUGCGCUCCUACCUGGUCCCGGCUCUGAAGAACAACAGCAUCGAGGCCCACGACCAGGCGCAGGGGAUCCCGUCGACCGAAUACGAGCCGAUGUACCGCAUCGGGCGGGAGGGCUACAACGCGCUGGCGGACGAGCUGGCGAUCGCCAAGUCGGGCGCCGAUCUCGUCGACAGCUCGGGCCGCGCCAUGCUGCACGGCGCGACGCUCGGGCUCAAGGUCGGCACGGCGCGGCUGCUGCUGGCGCGCGGGGCCGACAUCCAGGCGAGGGACAGCCACGGCAACACCGCGCUGAUCCUGGCCGCGCGGGUCGGCUCCUUCCCGCUGGUGCAGUACCUCGCCCGCCGCGGCGCCGACCUGAACUCCGCCGACGACCAGGGCCGGACGGCGCUGCACUGGGCGCUUGCCAACCACGACUGGGCCAUGGCCGAGUGGCUGGACGACCACGGGGCUCUCCUUCCGCCCGGGAGGAUGCUCCUGGAGUCGGCUCGGGAGGCCGAAGUGGUGAUGUGAGUGGAGAUGCUUCCUAUGACGGUGAAAUAGUUCUGCAACCUUCUGACACACCUACAAGUGUUCUUAAGUACUCCCCGGGUUAUUGUAUUGUUUAGCAUUACUAUGUAGCCUAACUAACCUUCGCAUAUAUUACUGUAUUUGUAUUGUCUACUUAUUCAUUUGUUAACUAUUUGGGUGAAAUAAAUACUUCAUAUCUA
This is a messenger RNA of Bacillus rossius redtenbacheri, 968 nucleotides long. RefSeq names its product ankyrin repeat domain-containing protein 1-like. Gene Ontology annotation, cellular component: cytoplasm; nucleus. NCBI's taxonomy places the organism in Eukaryota, Metazoa, Arthropoda, Insecta, Phasmatodea, Bacillidae. The record is from RefSeq and is a predicted model, not a curated record. Bases 139 to 771 code for a protein of 210 amino acids. Gene Ontology annotation, molecular function: protein binding. The transcript is spliced from 3 exons.